AUGAUGUUGGAAGCAAGGGAAAGUAUAGAACAGGAAUUUUGGUGGGAGCCAAAGAUUGGAAGUUCAAACAUUUGGUUUGACAAUUGGACUAAUCUAGGUGCUCUUAGUUAUGUGGUUCCCCAGUCUUGGCAAAUGAAUGAGCAUGCUGAAGAUGUUUCUGAACUUAUGAUAGAUGGAGGAUGGAAUAUCAGCAAACUCAGGCAGCUGUUUCCUGAAGAUAUAGUGCAUCAUAUGAUACAGGAAAUUGACAUUAAAUAUGCAUCAAAUGAAUGGGAUAGACCUUGGUGGAUGAUGACAAGUACAAGCAAGUUUACAUUUAAAGUCCCAAUUAAUGAAGUGGUGGCAAGCAUUGGCAUUCCAUUAGUUUCAAAGUGUUGCUGCUGUCAUAAUGCUAAGAUGAAGACUAUAAACCAUCUGUUUCUGUGUGGAGAUUUGGCUACAAAGGUAUGGAGAUACUUCAAUAUGGGGGCUGGAUUGAGCAUGAAUUGUGUUCAGGUCAAACAUGCUAUAAGAAGUUGGUGGGAAGCAAUAUGCCAUUUCAAAAUGAAGACCAUAUACAAAGCAGGGCCUGCUUUUAUUGUGUGGCAAAUAUGGAAGUGGAGAAACAGUAGGCUUCAUGGUGGUACUAUAAGUCUGAAUAGAGUGCUAUAUGACAUAAAUAUGAACAUUCAUAUGUUAUGUAAAGUUCAAUUUCCUGGGCUGAAUAUUCCAACUAUAUGGCAUCAGAUUGUUCAGCUCUUUGAAGGAUAUAAGCCUACUGUUAUAUGCAGAAUUAUUAAAUGGAGAAGACCUGCAUGUGGAAUUUACAGGUGUAAUACUGAUGGAGCUGCUAAAGGAAAUCCAGGUCCAAGUUCUGCUACUUUUUGUAUAAGAAAUGAAGAGGGAGAUUUGGUGUAUGCAGCUGCUAAAACUUUGACAGAUGGAACAAAUAUUAUGGCUGAGGCUGAGGCUAUUAGAAUGGGACUGAGGUACUGUGUGGAAAAGCAACUUUUUCCAUUGAUUAUAGAGACUGAUUCCAUGACUAUGAAGAUGAUUUUAAAUGCUGAAUGGAAGGUCCCUUGGAGCAUUUCAAUGUUAGUGGAUGAUAUCAAGAGGAUGAUGGAUGAUCAAAGAGUAUCUGUGGAGCAUAUACAUAGAGAAGGAAAUGGGCUUGCAAAUAUUUUAACUAACUUGGUUUUGGUUUUUGCAGGUUCACUUCAGUUCCAUAAUUUUCAGAAAUUGCCAAGUCAAGCUAAGGGGAUUCUGAAUAUGGAGAAGAGAGGAAUUCCAAACUUGAGAAUAAGAACCCUUCAAAACAAAGCACCAGAUUGA
Messenger RNA from Lycium barbarum (goji berry), 1311 nucleotides. RefSeq lists its product as uncharacterized. The record is from RefSeq and is a predicted model, not a curated record. Gene Ontology annotation, molecular function: nucleic acid binding; RNA-DNA hybrid ribonuclease activity. NCBI's taxonomy places the organism in Eukaryota, Viridiplantae, Streptophyta, Magnoliopsida, Solanales, Solanaceae. The transcript is spliced from 2 exons. The coding region runs from base 1 to 1311 and encodes 436 amino acids.